UGGCCUCACUUGUGCCUUUUGAGCACUUGAAAUUUGGCUAGUCCAUCUGAAGAACUGAAUUUUAGAUUUUACUUAAUUUUAUUUAAUUUAAAUUCAAAUUUAAAUAGCCAUAUGUGACAACUGGCAACUGUAUUGGACAGUGCGGCUCCAGAACCUCCUGUAAUGGUCAUUCUGCAUGGAAGAUUAAGAACUGAGACUGAAUUUGGCAGGAGUUCUUGCUCAUGGCUCCAAUCAAAUCCUGUUUAUUUUUCUCUGGACAGGGCUUGCAGUUUCCAAACCGGACAUGAUAUCUCAUUUGGAGAAUGGGAAAGGACCAUGGGUGACAAUGAGAGAAAUUUCAAGCAUUCCCUAUCCUGACAUGGAGCCCAAACCUGCAACCAAGAAUGCUACACGAACAAAGGAUAUAUCUGAAGAUUUAUCACAGGAUGCCGUACUAGAGAAACUUACGGAGAAUGGUCUGUGGGAUUCCAGAGUGGAAGGGUUAUGGAAAUGGAAUGAUAGGAUAUUGAGAUUACAAAAUAAUCAGGAGAAUCAUUUGAGUCAAAGAAUAAUUCCACUCAAGAAGACUCCCACUAGUCAAAGAGGCUUUAGAUUUGAAUCUAUUUUUAUUCCAGAACCAGGCAUUGCCACCGAAGAGCUUCACAGCAGAUGCCAAACACAAGAGGAAAAUUUCACAGAGAAUUUAAAUUUGGUUAUAGAUACCCGUUUGGGGAAGAUAAUUUGUAAGGAGAUGAAAGGCAGCAAAGCCAUAAGGCAGACUUCAGAACUUACUUUGGGGAAAAAAUCCAAUAAUAAGGAAAAACCCUACAAAUGUGGUACAUGCGAAAAGGCCUUUCGUUAUAGGUCAUUGCUCAUUCAACAUCAAAGAACUCAUACUAAAGAAAAACCUUAUGAAUGUAAUGAAUGUGGGAAAACAUUCAGCCAGCCUUCAUAUCUCAGUCAGCACAAAAAAAUCCACACUGGAGAAAAAUCCUGUAAAUGUAAUGAAUGUGGAAAGGCCUUCAUUGCUUCCUUAUCACUUAUGGUACAUCAGAGAAUUCACACUAAAGAGAAACCUUAUCAGUGUAAUGUGUGUGGGAAAUCUUUUAGCCAGUGUGCCUGUCUUAAUCAGCACCAGAGAAUUCAAACUGGAGAGAAACCCUAUAAAUGUAAUGAAUGCGGGAAAGCUUUUAGUGAUAAAUCAAAACUUGCAAGACAUCAGGAAACUCACAAUGGUGAGAAACCCUACAAAUGUGAUGACUGUGGGAAAGCCUUUAGGAACAAGUCAUAUCUUAGUGUACAUCAGAAGACCCACACUGAAGAGAAACCGUAUCAGUGCAAUGAGUGUGGGAAGUCUUUUAAGAACACCACAAUUUUUAAUGUGCAUCAGAGGAUUCAUACUGGAGAGAAACCUUUUAGAUGUAAUGAAUGUGGAAAAGCCUAUAGAAGUAAUUCAAGCCUUAUCGUACAUAUAAGAACUCACACUGGGGAAAAACCCUAUGAAUGUAAUAAGCUUCAUAGAGGCCGGUCCACGGGAGGGGAACGCCCGUCUCGCGGUCCCGUCGGGCUCACAGGGACGGAGCGGCCUGGGAUUCCGCCCACCCCUUCCCGCCGACAGCGCUUCCUCCUCCUGGGAGGGUCUGGGGACUUCUCCCAGAAGCCGCCACCUCGCGCGAGGACACCGGGCGUUCCCGCUCCCUGCGGGAGGGAACUGGCUUGGGGCCCUGCCGGGCACCGCACGCGAGUGAGGCAGAAACCCACGCACCAUGCAGAAAGCCCAGAAAAAUGUCCCUGGAGAAGCCGGGGAACAGCUCCCUCCACAGCUGUCAGGGCCCGAACAGGCUGUUGCCUCACGGAGGUCUCCGCCCCAGGUUGUCACGAAGCCGCCACCACGCCUCCCCCGGGUCCUGAGGGAACCCAGCGCUCUGCCUCAUUGCACACAAGGCAGUCCGCAGGCGAAACACGCUUGCGCGCUGGCAAGUCCGCCAGGGCGGGUUCGCGCGCCCUCUUGCGGCCCUCUCGGCGCAGUGCAGGGAGCUUUGCGUUUUAG
Chlorocebus sabaeus (green monkey) is the source of this 2029-nucleotide messenger RNA. RefSeq lists its product as uncharacterized. Gene Ontology annotation, biological process: embryo development; regulation of transcription by RNA polymerase II. The record is from RefSeq and is a predicted model, not a curated record. Gene Ontology annotation, molecular function: RNA polymerase II transcription regulatory region sequence-specific DNA binding; DNA-binding transcription factor activity, RNA polymerase II-specific. NCBI's taxonomy places the organism in Eukaryota, Metazoa, Chordata, Mammalia, Primates, Cercopithecidae. Gene Ontology annotation, cellular component: nucleus.